Danio aesculapii is the source of this 5736-nucleotide messenger RNA. RefSeq names its product SH3 domain and tetratricopeptide repeats 2 (gene sh3tc2). Gene Ontology annotation, cellular component: recycling endosome. The record is from RefSeq and is a predicted model, not a curated record. The transcript is spliced from 18 exons. NCBI's taxonomy places the organism in Eukaryota, Metazoa, Chordata, Actinopteri, Cypriniformes, Danionidae. Gene Ontology annotation, biological process: regulation of intracellular protein transport; regulation of ERBB signaling pathway. Bases 402 to 4694 code for a protein of 1430 amino acids. Gene Ontology annotation, molecular function: protein binding.
ACUGACCAGCCCACACAAACAUGCCAGCAGUGCUUCAGAGUGCUUCACUCAUCUGCAGAGUGGACGCACAGAGGAAAGGGGAGAGAGAAGCAAACAGAUGGAAGUUAGAAAUGAGCAGUAGAGAGAGUGCGGUUUAUGCACGAGAGGAAAAUGGAAAGGAAGAGAGAGAGGGAGAGGAGUGACUCUAUCGAUAAGUGGAUCUAUAGCCGAGCGGGCAUUACUGAACCUGAGUUUGGAGUCGGCUGUGUACACCAUGGCAUGUUGCUGCUGCUGUUGUCCAGUUCCAUGCCUCAGAAACUGCUUCUUGUUUUCAGGUUGGUCCCACCCUGGCUUUCAUAGAUUUUUGCCAUGAGAAGAAAGCGUAACUUUCACAGGGAGACAUCACAGUGUUUCUGUCAGUCAUGGGUAAUAGGUUUACCCAUGAAGCGAUAUCGCCUGCUGAGCUCGAUGCCUUGUGGAAUGACCCUCCAUACACUUUAGCCGCCGUCAGUGAGCUCUUUCCACCCAUUGAUGCCAUGACAGCUGAUGAGGAAGCGGAGGCUGAGGCCGAGGUGGAGGCAGAAGGCAUAAGCAGAGAGAUUUACUGGAGGAGGAAGGAAACGUUCAGCGGAAGCAGCACAGUAUCUUCAUCAGGAGAACGCCUCUCUCCAGAUGUUGUUUUGUUGUUUAGCGGGAGGUGGCGAUCUACUGUAGCACCUGAUGAUCAGCUUCAAGAGGCACUGCGUACAAGACUCCGAGUGGUAGAGAGUAACAGCCAGGAUGUCGUCCAGCUCUUCAAGGACUUGUCUGCACGACUUCUGUCUGUUCAUGCGGAGAAAGACAGCUUUGUCAUCACCUUUAAGACUGUGGAGGAGAUCUGGAAGUUCUCCACUUACCUGGCACUUGGAUAUGUAGCAAGAUGUCUUGAGAACUUUCUUUGUGACCAGUCAUUCUGGCUGGACCCUGCAUUGCUAAGCGAUGUGGAGAUUUGUGUAACAGUGGAUGAAGACCACUUAGCUACUCUUUACUUGGGACUUCUGCUACAGGAAGGUACAUUUUUUGGCAAGACUUUGUAUAACAGUGACUGCAAAGAGGAGGAAGAAGAGUUAAACUACAGGAGGAAUGACCUGGUCAUGGUGAAAGACAUUGGACAAGAAGCCAUAUGGGAGGGUACACUACUGUCAACAGGCAAACAUGGUCUGGUGCCUGUGCAUGAUAUGCAGCCUCUGCCUUAUCCAUUUUAUCAAUGGUUCCUUAAGAAAUAUCCAGGAAAUGCAGGAGGAAUUUCAGUUACAGAAGGCCUCUUUGAUCAUCCUGUUGUUGUGGGGACCUGUGUGGCAGUAGUGGACCAUUACCCAGUGGUGAAAGACGAGCUGCACUUACGCAUAGGAGACCAAAUCAAGAUUGAAGGAUUUCUUUUCAAUACUCUGAGUAUGUUCAUAGGAAGACACCUCACCAGUGGAGAGAUAGGAUUUGUUCACAAAGCCCAUGUAAAACCAGAGAGUACUGAGAGACUCAAUGGACAAUUGGUCUUUCUGAGUGAGGAGGAAAGGACGGCCCUGUCUAAACUUAACCCCUGCCUUGAGCCCUGCCAGUCAGAUGUACUGACAAAUCUCUUCUCCACUGACAUAAGCACUGUGUACAGAUUGGACAGACUUGAUGACUCCGAUUUCACUUACAUCAGAAACAACCCAAUUCCAGAACAGAAAACCACAGUGGAUCAAAGAAAGCGCACUAUAUCUGAAAAGAGUGAUGCAACUCCUUACCACUCAUCCCCAAGGCAAUCAUUUUCUUCCUCUCGAAAUCACCUUGACCGAGACUCUGAAGUCCUCUCUUUCAGCUUGGAGGACACCUUCAGAGAAAUGGACGAAUAUGAGGAAGACCCUCCAAACUUUAUGGAUGAGGGUAUCUGGGAGACUGAAGAAGCUGAGAGUUGUGACCCAAUCUUGACCCUCCUCAAUCUGGAAUAUUUCCAAGACACUUUUAAAACUCUUUAUGACCUCUCCUACUCUUUCCUGGACACUUUCUUCAAUGGCCUUCCAGAGGACGAGGUGCUACAACAUUUGGAAAACCUGCGAGAAGGAGCCAAGAAAGGCAGGAUGCUCUGGGCCCACCGGCGUGCUUGCUUCCUCCUCGGCCGCCUAUGUGCCAAGAAACUAAAGUACUCACAAGCACGAGUGUACUUUGAGGAGGCUUCAAAGGUCCCUGUUAAUGGCUUUAACGACAAACCACUACUAAUAGCCCUUUACACCAAUCUCACUUCAGUUUACCUAAAACAGAAGAUGAUGGACAAGUUGCCGUUCACACUUGAGAAGGCAAGUGCUCUGAUUCUUUGUCUUCCAUGCCACAAUUUCUGCUCUGUGGAUGAGUUUGAGCUGCUACAACCAAUCAUGCGCAGAGCCAUAAUUGAAAAAGACAAGUACCUAGAGGCUCGGACAUGUUAUCUCUCUGUUUGUCUCUUUCUCCAUCUGAGGAAAAUAGAAGAAGCUUUACCAUUUGUAGAGAGGCUUCAGUUUCUUAUCAUCACACUGUCUGUGGAAGAAGGGAGGCAAAUUGCCCCGGUUGAUCUCAACUGGCUGCUGUGCAGGCUUUACCACAAAAAGUAUUUACCUUUUCUCACACUUGCUUCUUUAAGUCUAGACUCAGGGCAAGAUCAUUCCUUGAAUGAUGCAUUCCAGAAAAUUGAACUCUUUAUCAAAAACUCAGUCAGGCUUAAUCCUCACUGGAAGGAAAAUACUUCUGUGCUUCCUGCACAGGUGGUGGUUUACCUUCAGCAGGCUUUGGCAAUAGCUAGUCAAGGAGAGGACCUGAAGACUCAGAGGGACCUGUGCCUGAGCCUGGCUAGUGUUUACCAGCAGCAUGGAGCACUAAAAAAGGCGGUGCCAUUUGCCCAACAUGCAGCAAAGACUGGAAAUCAAAUAAAUGAGGAGGAGGGUUUUGAAGCAUCCAUACUGCUGGCCUGGCUCUUGGUAAUGACAGAUGAACCCAUUCAAGCUCAGAACAAUCUUCAUCCUCUUCUUAAGUCUUUGAAUGAAACAGACAGUCCAACACAGCGCGGGGUAGUUUACAAUCUCCUAGCUCUAUGUUUACGCAAACAGGGCAGAGUUCAGGAGGCAGCAAGAAACUUUUAUUGUGCUCUGCAAAUCUCCAGAGAGAAUGGGAACAAACGUAAUGAAGCCCUAGCUCUGGCUAAUUUGGGAUGCUUGUCCCUAUCCAUAGGGGCUUCAGGCCUGGCAGAGUGCUUUCUACUCAAAUCCUUCCACCUAUUCCAGUUUCUCUCAGAGAGCCCUACAGACCAGGAGCAUGUCCAGGUUCUGCUAUGGCUGGGUAGGAGCUUCAAGGAUAGAGGGGGGAGCCAGGAAGUUCGAAUGUGGUUCGAGAUGGGUCUUCUAAUUGCUAUUAGAGCGAACAAUCUGCACAGUCAAAUGGUUGUGGCAAAAGUUUUAAGUCGUCAUUAUGCUGAUUUGCUGCUGUAUGGACAGUGUAUUGUUUACUAUGAGCACUGUGUGAGUCUGUGCAGAAGACUCAAGAAUAAACAGUUAGAAGGAGAAUACCUUGAACUCCUGAGCAGCCUGUAUCUCUCACUCAACACUGAGAAGUCAUCUAGGAAGUCUCUUGACUGCUCAAAGCAAAGCUUGAGGAUCUCCAUAGAUCUGGGGAAAAGACAGGAAGAGUCUGAGACAUGGUUACAAGUGGGCCGUAUCUACUAUCUAAUCAAUGAAGACGAACUGGCUGACAUGUACCUGCAGGCAGCAGUAAAGACAGCCCUCAGGAUGAAUGACCCAUGCUUCGCUAUGAGCAUUUAUGAGGAAGCAGGAGAUGUGUUUUUCAAAGGACACAGAAAUCAGAUAGCUGCCCUACCUUUUUACAGGGAUGGGAGUUUGCCAUUUGCACGCAGCAUUAAGGAUGUGCACUCAGUAUUCAGGCUGUUAAGUAAACUGACAGAGCUCCUGAUGAAGCAAAAACAGUAUGAGGAAGCACUGCAGUAUGCCACGCUCGCAGUGCAGGUCAGCGCCACCACUGGUGUUCUUCUUAAUGAGAGAGCAUCCUUCCAUCGCCUCGCCUCAGUAUACUUCUCUCUAGGGAAGUAUGAAAUGGCUGAGAACUACUAUCUGAAGUCUCUUUCUCUCUGCCCCACUGCACUUGAGCAUGCCAUUGAAGUUCGGUAUUAUGUUAAAGUGUACUGCAGACUGGCUGAUCUGACCCUAUACAGAUUAAAGGACGCAUUUGAUGCCAUGGGUUACUUUCACUUAGCCCUGGCAGCAGCCCUGGAGGAUAAAGAAAGCCUCAGCACACUGUACAUAAUCUACAUGAAGCUUGCAGAGAUACAUGCCAACUACAUGCCCGAUGCCGAACUGUCUAAGAGCUACAUGGACAGAGCGCAGAGUCUGAGGAAUGAACUGGCAGGAUACACAGACUCCAAUGACACAGAAGAAACAGAUGAGGCUGAUGUUGACAUUGACAACAAAUCUGCUCAUUCAGAUGCCAGCAGUGGCACUAGCACCCUCACAGAGUCUAGCAUGACCAAUACCAGCCUUACAAUCAAUGCCCAGAAAGAGUCUGAGCACUCCAACGUAAGUCACAAAGACGAUACGGACACUAACAGAUCAGAAGAAACAGACUCUCCUGAUCGUACCAAUCCAGAGACUAGCUGUGAAGAUGCAAACCACACUAAUGGAAGCACACUGAAGGAGGGCUUGACUUUCGUAUUUUGAACUGAAUCACACAUAAUGCUAUCAUUCUGAAAACAAUGCACUUCUUUUUAAUGAAUAAGUGCAACAAGACGCUUUUUCCUUUUUUUAAAAAAUCAAAUGUUUAAAAUGAUCUAAUAUAUUUUGUAUUCUGUGAAUUUAAAAGAGUAUGCAUAAUUGUAAAUAAUUGUUUGUAUUCAUGUAAAUAUGUUUUUUUAUCUGUCUACCUUACAUAAUUCAAAUUUAAGAAAUGCAGUAUACACUUUUUAAUUUAAAGAGCCCCUAUUAUGCAUUAUUAAAGGUCAUAUUUUGGUUUUGGGAGUCUCCAACAACAGGCUGAUAUGAAUGCAAGGUCAAAAAACACUUUCAUUGUCUAAUAAUAUGCAUUUAUUCUUACUUAAUUAUCCCAACGACUCCUAUGAUUUGUUCAGCGAUUCAUUUGUACCCAAACCCCUCCUUUGCGUGAGGAUAAUCUGCAGUGAUUGGUCCGAUGACCCAAGUCUGUUGUGAUUGCGAGUGUGAUCGAGGAACAGCUGAUGGUGGCGAUAGCAAACGGCAGAGGAUCGCGAGCUCACAAAUGCAUUUUAUUCAGUAAAGGAAGAAGCACAUGUCAUGUUUUCAACAUGGUUUUGGACACAAUAUGUGAAUAGUCCCAUAACGAUUUAACCUGAGAGAUACAGUACAAGCACUGAUCUAUAAUAGGCAAGUGAUCACAAGCCACGCAGACCAAUUACAUGUUACAACCCACAAUUAAACACAUAUUUUGCAAACUACAGAGAACGAGGCAACAAAUUUAAUUACACUUAGAUAUUAUGAUCCGGAGGAAGAAGAAACUGGACCGUAUGAUCUGUAAUAGUUACUGACAAAGUCCCAUACAUUAUAGUCUCUGCUGCUGUUUUUUUUAAUAGCAAACGACCGGCGAAUGCCACGCUGCAGGGUAGGUUAUUGUUAGGGCUGCAUGAUUCUGGCUAAAAUGUGGAUCACGAUUUUUUUUUUUUUGCUUAAAAUCAAGAUCACGAUUCUUCCUCACGAUUCUUUAGAUGUAAAAUAAAGGGUAAUAUGAGUA